This is a messenger RNA of Camellia sinensis, 2329 nucleotides long. RefSeq names its product pentatricopeptide repeat-containing protein At5g66520. Lineage: Eukaryota; Viridiplantae; Streptophyta; Magnoliopsida; Ericales; Theaceae. Gene Ontology annotation, biological process: RNA modification. Gene Ontology annotation, molecular function: RNA binding; protein binding; zinc ion binding. The record is from RefSeq and is a predicted model, not a curated record.
UAAUGUACCCAAACGCUAACCGUUACCUAACCGCGGAUAUCAUGAAUUAACAACAGAAGGCUGUCAACUAGAGUUCCUCCAUUCAAAGGAAAACAGAAAGGCCUCUUCUUUUUCUUUCCCCACCUCAGCUAAUUGAGUAAAUCGAAUGUCCAUGUGAUACAGACUUGUAUAUGAUUUGAUGAUUUUGACUUCAGCAUAGAUAUCCUUCUUCUGAAUAGUUCUCAGAAAAAAGAAAGUGUAAAGGAUGGCUUGCUUAGUCCAGCUCCCUCAACCCACCCCAUCUUCUCUGGGUCCACCCAAGGACCACCAUGCUGCAUUGCUUGGCCUUGUGUCGUGCUCAACAAUGGCCGAGCUCAAGCAAUACCAUUCCAAAUUUAUCCGACUUGGCCUUUCAUCUGACAAUGAUGCCAUGGGUCGAGUCAUCAAAUUCUGUGCAAUCUCCAAAUCCAGCGAUUUCGGCUAUGCCCUCAGAGUAUUUGAUAGGAUGCCCCACCCAGAUGCAUUCAUUUACAAUAUAGUCAUUAGAGGUUACUUGCAAUGCCAGUUAACCAGAAAUUGCAUUCUAUUGUACUCCCAAAUGCUAAGAGAAUCAGUUACACCCAACAGAUUUACCUUCCCUUCUGUUGUAAGAGCUUGUUGUGUUGACUAUGCUAUUGAAGAAGGUAAACAAGUCCACGCCCAUGUUUUGAAAUUUGGGUUUGGAUCAGACACUUGUUCCUUGAACAAUUUGAUUCAUAUGUAUGUGAAUUUUCAUUGUUUGGAGGAAGCAAGGCAAGUCUUUGAUAGGAUGCAUCAUCAGGAUAUUGUCUCCUGGACUACUAUGAUCAGUGGGUAUUCUCAAUGGGGAUGUGUUGAUGAAGCUUUAAAAGUUUUUGACAUAAUGCCCGAGAGGAAUUCUGUUUCUUGGAAUACCAUGAUAGCAGCUUAUGUCCAGAAUAACUAUUUUCAGGAGGCGUUCGCUCUUUUUGAUAGGAUGCAGUCGGAGAAAUUGGCACUGGAUAAAUAUGUGGCAGCAAGUAUGUUAUCAGCAUGUUCAGGAUUGGGAGCUCUAAGACAUGGGGAGUGGAUACAUGGUUAUAUCGAGAAGAGUGGCAUUGAAGUGGACUCAAAACUGGCUACGGCUAUUAUUGAUAUGUACUGCAAAUGUGGUUACUUAGAGAAGGCUUUUGAUUUCUUUAACGGGUUGGCCCACAAAGGGAUUUCCACUUGGAAUUCCAUGAUGGGAGCGCUGGCAUUGCAUGGGAAAGGAAUGGCUGCCAUUGAGCUUCUGAAGGAGAUGGAGAGAGAGGCAAUUGCCCCUGACUAUAUCACUUUUGUGAAUGUGCUUAGUGCAUGUGCUCAUUCAGGGUUAGUGGAAGAAGGGCGCCAUUACUUUCGUUACAUGACUGAAGUUCACCGCAUUGAGCCUAGAUCAGAGCAUUUUGGAUGCAUGGUAGAUUUAUUUGGAAGAGCUGGAUUGUUGGAGGAAGCCCGAAAGCUUAUCAAUGAGAUGCCAAUGAGUCCCGAUGCAAGUGUACUAGGCGCUCUCCUUGGUGCUUGCAGAAUCCAUGGAAACAUUGAGGUGGGAGAGAAAAUAGGGGAAAAGUUAAUUGAACUAGAGCCUUGUAAUAGUGGACGCUAUGUGCUAUUAGCCAAUGUAUAUGCCAAUGCUGGUAGAUGGCAAGAUGUAGCUAAUGUGAGGAAGUUGAUGAACGACAGGGGAGUAAAGAAAGCUCCUGGAAUUUCCAUGAUUGAAUUAGAAGGCGUUGUUUAUGAUUUUAUUGCAGGAGGAAGGGUUCAUCCUCAAGCGAAAGAGAUAUACACCAAAGUGGAUGAGAUGUUGGAACAUGUUAGAUAUGUUGGAUAUGUGCCUGACACGGAUGGAGUUUUGCAUGAUAUUGAUGAGGAGGAAAGUGAGAACCCUUUACACUACCAUAGCGAGAAACUUGCUAUUGCGCUUGGGCUGUUGAAGACUAAACCUGGGGAAACUCUUCGUAUCACAAAGAACUUGCGAGUGUGCAAGGACUGCCAUACGGUGAGCAAGCUCAUCUCAAAGAUUUAUGAUAGAGAAAUUAUUGUAAGGGAUAGGAAUCGGUUCCAUCAUUUUAAGGGGGGAGAGUGUUCUUGUGGUGAUUACUGGUAAUGGGCGGAGAUUGAUGUUUGUUGUGAUUUGUACAUGCUCUCCUUCCUACAUCCUGGUUCUUAUUUUUACCCUUUGUACAUGCUCUUUUAUUUAUUUAUUAUUAUUAUUAUUCUAUUUUUGACCUUUGUAUUUUGUAUUUUGUUUUUGUUUUUGUUUUUGUUUUUUUCUCGAAACAAUUUCGUAAUUUUACAGUUGCAUUAUCAUACC